This is a messenger RNA of Schistocerca nitens (vagrant locust), 5956 nucleotides long. RefSeq names its product MICAL-like protein 1 (gene tara). NCBI's taxonomy places the organism in Eukaryota, Metazoa, Arthropoda, Insecta, Orthoptera, Acrididae. Bases 302 to 1873 code for a protein of 523 amino acids. Gene Ontology annotation, cellular component: nucleus. Gene Ontology annotation, molecular function: transcription regulator activity. The record is from RefSeq and is a predicted model, not a curated record. The transcript is spliced from 2 exons.
UUCGUAGCGGAGCUGUGCCGAGCCAAGCUCGCCAGGCUGUGGGCAGUGUAGCCGCUGAGAGCUGAGUCGUAGAGGGUGCGACAGGCGCAGGUGGGUUCCGUGCCGUUUCGUACCAGAGCUAAACAAACCGGUCUGCAGAGAGCAAGUCGCUGUUGCCUGUAAUUCUGCCCGCUGUUCGCCGGCGGCAACGGCAGUACGCCGACUGCGGACUGCGAAGUAUCUGAAGCAGAGGUGUUACGUGUGUGACAUGGUGCAACCGGCCAGUAUAGGCGGAUAUGGCUUCUGGCUGACGUGAAACAAGAUGUGGUGUGAUUUACAGAGCCCUGCCAUGAUGGGGCUGCAAGCGACGGCAAGCAAACGCAAGCUGGAGUACGACAGCAAGUGCCAGCCGGCCAAGCUGGUGCGGCUGGACGAGGGCGCGCACGACGCGGCGGCCGCCGACCUGGACGACUGGCGCCUCGCGUCCGCGCUGGGCGGCGCGCUCGCCAGCCCCGUGCCGCACCAGCACGACGACGACGACGAGGACGACGACGACGAGGAGGACGACGACGAGGACGACGACAAGGCCGAGAAGUACCUGCCGCCCGCGGCGCGCGCCUACCACUGCCUGCGCUACGCCGAGGGCGACGGCGUCUGCUACCCGCACGCCGUGCCCGUGGCCGAGCUGAAGGCGGCGCCCUCGCCGCCGCCGCCCGCCGGCUACUACCCGGAGGAGGCGUCCGGCUACGGCGCGGGGGCGGGAGGCGGUACGCCGCCCCCGUACGGCCCCCAGGCGCGCCUCGCCGUGCGCUACCAGCCGUCCCCGGCCGCCCCCAGGCCUGUGCACCAGUACUGGGGCAGCAGCGAGUACUAUUCGCAGAACUCGCAGCAGACGAUACGCUGCGACGAGAACGGCAAGUCGUAUCUGGAUCUGGGCAGCUCCAGUGCCAGGUAUAGCGCCGCCCCGACUGUCCCCGCGAGGUGUCCUCCGCCGCCACUGCCGCAGCCGCCGCCGCCGCCGGCGUCGGCCGCGCCGCCCCCCGCCGCCGCCGGGAAGGACGUGGAGUGCUGUGACGGCAGGACCGGCUGGUGCGGCCGGGGGCCGGACGCGGCCUGCUACCGACAGAGGCGGCUCGCGGUGCUCAACAUCUCCAUGUGCAAGCUGGGCAGGUACAGGCAGUUUCCCGACCCCAGCCUGCGCAGGUCGGUGCUCAUCUGCAACACGCUGCGCUACAUCGAGCGCGAGAUGGAGCAGGAGGGCUGCUUCUUCGGCGGCGGCGUGACGCACGUUCCGGGUGCCGCCCCCCCGCCUCCGGCUCCGACACCGCAGCCGCCCGCCGAGCCGGAGCCCAGCUACCAGCCGCACUUUGCCGACGUGUCCGCCCCCUCGCCCGCGGCCGCCCCCGCUUACGCGGCGCCACAGUACCGUGUCCCUGCGCACGGCGCCGACCUCAUCCCGCCGUACGAGCACACCCUGAGGGACUUCUCCGCCAGCGGGCGCGCCACGCCGUUCCCCGCGGCCUGCGCCGACGACUACGACGCCGACUCUGGCGUCGGCGACGAGGAAUCGGCCCGGGGCAUCAACUGGGGGUCCGUGCUGAGCCUCUCCAGCCAGUCCGACCUCGACCCACUCAAUAACAAUGAACUCUACUCUCCCUCCCCCCCUCACUCGUCGUCGUCGUCGUUCGGAUUUACCAAUGGGGACUCUAACAGUUCGCUCAGUUUGCUCGGAGACGUGGACUUGGGACACGAGUUCGACGAUUUCCUCCCCAGUUGGAAACUGACGCCUCUCAGUGCCGACGACAUUCUCAAGUCCGUCCCUCCGUCGGAGUUCUCGGCACGACAGGGCGAGGGCGAACUGGACAGCAUUAUGCACGUCCUUGUCGGCACGUAAUGGGACGCGACAAGUGCGCCACUUUCGGUAUCAUCGAAUGGGAGUGAGAUUACUGGUCAGUCGAUUGAUCUUCAAAUGUGCUCAGGUUGUGAAGGGCUGUUCAAUUUGAUACUUAUAUUCUUAUAUUUCAAUUUGGCAGCCCGUGGUCCUUUAAAUUUACUUAAAAAGAACAUUUAGUCUGAACUAAUAUAUUUUCGUUCUCCGUUCGACACCUUUUUAUCACUUAAACUGUACUUUUUGUACAUUUUGCAAUUCGACAGAAGAAAAUGGAUGUAGGUCUACGGUGACUGUUGCGUAAAAAGGUUUUUAUAGAAUGUUUAUUUUGAAGGUUCUCUAGUACAGAGCUUUUACCAAUGUUUGGGCAUAGUCUUAAUACCUUUGUUUUCUUUUGCAGAGAGAGAGGGAGGGAGAAUGAGAAUGAGAAUAUAUGUGUGUGUGUGUGUGUGUGUGUGUGUGUGUGUGUGUGUGUGUGUGUGUGUGUGUGUGUGUGUGUGUGAGUGAGAGAGAGAGAGAGAGAGAGAGGUGUCUGAAGCUUGUCUGAAUUAAUAUCUCAGGUCUCUGUAAAAAGUCAUGUGGGUAACAUCCACAUUUUUGUCAAGAGGUGCUCUUACAUAGGUUGUAUGCUUCAUUUAUCUAUAUGCCUCUGUCCCUUUUUCGUAAAGCUUGUCCUCUUUCAUGUUUUUGUUCCCUUGUUCAGAGUAAUACGUAUGUUAAACUUUGCAUUAAAAAAUAUAUUUUUGAAGAACUUAUUGUGCACUAAAGAUAUAGUUCUUGUUGGUUUUGUGAAGAGAUGUCAGUAUAAUGAAAUGGUUCUAUAGAUGACUAGAUUAUAUACAAAGUGAUGAUUUGCACUUCAGUAUAUAAACAAAUCCAGGAGAAAUUAGUGAUGGAAAAGCCCUUGUUACCUGUAACGUUGGUGACGUGUCUAGUUGUAUAUAAAAGUGGACUAUUAUGUACUGUUUAGAUAGUACGACUGGAAACCGUAUUGCAUUGUCCUUUCGGACUCUUCUUUAAAAUUACAAUAUUAAGCUUUUAAGAUUUCUUUAACUACAGAAAGGAAUCACUCUAUUGCAGUUUAAGCAGCUUUUUUUUUGCAGACCAUUCAAAUUAACUUUUUUAAAUAAUCAUUGCUGAUUCAGCAAUUAAGAAACUGUUCAAUGGUGCAAACAGUACUGAGUGAUAUUUUAUUUUGAGAAGAUGUUACAGUGCUCAUGAAUGUGUGGAAGAUUUGCUCUAAACAGUAUAAAAUAAUCCUACUUAUAAUCCUACUGGAGAGUAGGCUUAGUGUACAGUAGAUUUCUUUUAUGUAAAAAGAAGUCCCUUCACAUUAUGAUUUGACAGUCAUGUGGAAGUGAUUUCCAGGCAUUGCCCAAUUUUCUGUGUACUCUGCUGUAAAUAUAUCUACAUAAUGAGUGUAAAUAGUUGCAAAGUAUAUACAUAAAUAUAAAAAUAUGCCAUAAAUAUAUUGUCUAUAUAAAUAUAUUUUGAAAUGUUCCAGAAGGAAUAUUUGCACUAAAAUAAUUUUGAUUGUGAAAAUCUAGUCCUUUAAAAAAACGUCACAGUUUUGACGUUUAAAGCUGGAGUCAGAAAAUUGGGCUGUCCCAGAUAUUGGCUGUCCCAGCUGUCUGCAGCUGUCAUGUUGAUGGUUGAGUAUUAUUGUGAGGAGUACUGUCACAAUUCCACAAAUAGAAAAUAUUGUGUGUAUUGCAGGAUACCAUUAUGUAUGUUUUCACAAAGUGGUUGAAACUUCACUGUAUGCUGUAUCAUUUUUCCAGUGAAAUAAUCUUUAGUUAUCAUUCAUUGAGAUUAUUUCAUUUUUUUAAACUCUUAAUUUUGAAUGUAUGUUGAUAUUUCUGCUCAAAGCUAAUUUAUAAACUCAGUUGAGUGCCUUGAGUAAUGGCAAACAAAAUUAUAGUUAACUCAGUAGAUUGUUUGCUGUGAAGUGCUCUUUAAGGCUAUAUGAUGGACAUUUAUUUCUAUUGCCAAAGUACUUGGUUGUGAUGGAGAAAUGAUAUGACAAGUGAAGCAUAUAAAUGGUGCCCUCAGAAGAAAAUUUUUAAAUGAUUGUGCUGUGAUAUUGUCGUGUACAACUCUGUUAAAUCUAAAAUAUUGGCUGCUAAUGUUAGGUAGGUAUUCAUGAUUAUAUAUAUAUCUAUAUAUAUAUAUAUAUGUAGAUAAAAUGUGAUGAAUUUGCAAUAAAUUAAUAUAAAAUAUUAAGCAUGUUGUUAAAUCCCUUAUUUAAAAGAAGAAAUAAAUAAAUAAAUAAAUAAAUAAUUAUACCAAUUCACCAUUCUGUUUUGUUGUUUAGCCGUGAAAUUUCACCCACUUGCACCUUGUUGCAAUAGGGGGAAAUAAUAUAUUGAAAUUGCGUAAAUGACAUCUCAGUUCUCUAUUUCAUGAACACGCAUUGUACAAUAGUUCCCUUAUACAUUGACCAAGAUAGUUAUAAAAAGACAAAAUAUUAUUUUACUGUAAGAAUUUAACUGUAUCCAUAUAUUUUUACAUCAAUUUGGCAUAUUGGAUGUUUGUGAAAUGAAAUUCUAUUCAGGGACCUGCAUUUCUUUUAUUGAAUGUGUUUGUAAAAAUUAAUUUAAUGUGCAGGCAUUUGAAGAUAUUAUUUGAAAUGCCUUCUGACACUUUUUUUUUUCUGGGAAGAAAGAAAUACGGUACAGAAUGUACAACCAAACUGAACGUUGCAUCUCCUUCAGUAAUUAUUUGUUUAAAUAUCAUGACCAGGUAAAAUUAAGGAACAAUAACGUACAAUCACUAGUACUAAACUACAAAAAUUGUUAUUUUCAUGUCCAAUUUGUACUGAAAGUUCAUUAAAAAAACACAUUAAACAUGAUUGACUGAAUUUUUAUAUUUUCCCACAACUUGACUGAAUUGAGAUGAAGGCAUUGUCAAACAAAAAAAUAUACAGAAAUUAAGGUUUAAUACUCUAUAAAAUACAUAACAUGGCAUUAAAAUGCAUCUCCCGAUGUUAGAAAACAGUGAUGUCUCAAAGAAUGUGUGUAAAAUUGUCAAGUUUGGAGUAUUUGUCUUCAGCAUCAGUCACAUCACACACACAAUUUUGUUUUCACAUAAUGUACCUUUAAGUGUCACACUUUUAUGGUCAUCCUGUUGUUGGAAUGAAUUCAUUUAGUAAAAUAGAAGAAUUUUUCAGUUUCACAAUGUCACAAUAUUUGACAGUGACUGAAGUGACACAAUGAAGUCAUCUUUGGUGCUUAGUAUGUAAAUGAGUUAACACCAUACAUCCGUAAUACCAACAGUUUGUUUGCAAAGGCCUCUGGUGCUUCAGAUUAUAAUAUUGUACGAAAUUCGUCCUUCAUGCUGAUAUAAUUUGUCAUAUACAUUUCAAAAAGUGUUUCACAGAUUGGUUUAUGAUAAACAUGUCUUUGAAAGCUUAACGGCCAACGAAAAUAGCUUUCCUUUAUAAACAACAGUUUCAUAUGGUCUUUACAUAAAUUAAUAAUAUAGUUUGAUUUUAUAUGAUUGUAUCACUGGUUUUUCUUCAUGUCAUGUGCUAGGCAGAUAACUUGUGCCAAUAUUUGUUGCACAGGAAUUUUAUAUUGGAAGUCAUGAUGUACCUUAUGUAUGAUAUUUUUUAAAUGAAGAUAUUUUUGUACAACCAGGCAAACUUUACAUAAUAUUGACAAAACUACAGUGCACCCCAAGUAUUAGGCCUCACUACUUAAUAACUAAAUGAAAAUUUCAAGCACAGGAUGAGAAAAUGGCAUUAAUGUACAAAGAAAUUUGUAUAUUUUUUAAGCAAGCCAAAGAUAUUUUAUGGAUUAGGGAAUAUGGCAACUAACAUAAAGAGAUAUUGUGCUUUAUAAAAAUAGUUUAUCAAACUAGGUAGAUGUAUUUAUUUCAGAUGCUAUAAAUAGGUACACAAUCGUCCUUGUACAGAAGAAGGAAAGAAAGCAAUGAGCAAUAAACAGUGGUUUGCAAAACAACUAAAACUUACACAGAAUUUAUUUUGUGAUUGGUGUGUCAGUGUGUGUCCUAAUCCUUACCCAUUGUUAAAAAAACUUGUAACCAUUUUCAGGUGUUCGAAAUAAGUCAAUCAUACAUUCAGUGCAC